ACCUACUAACAGGGGGAUUAUUUUUUGAAGUAAUUUAACCAGAAUUUGAAUGUGUCCAUCUGUAAUUACCCCCUUUUUGUGUGACACCUGGUUGGACGUAGCUUCAGUGGAGGAACUUUGGGCCCAGGAGGAGCUGCAUCAUUGAGCUACAGAGGGAGAAGACGCUUGCAACUUGGAGUAAAGGAGGAAAGCAGAAAUCAUGGGUGUGGGAAAGGAAGAUGUGGAAAAAUUCCUUCAGGAGAACCCUGCAUUUGCAAAAACAUAUUUUGCCAAGAAGCUGAGCCCUACAUCCAUAUCAAAGGUGUCAGGACUCCCAGAGAAACAAAUUGAUUUCAGCCAGUUUCAGGAGCUUGGUCAGAUUGAGGAAAGCCAACUGAUGUAUGACGUCAUCAAAGACAUGCAGGAAAAUGUCAACAUGGAGAAAGUGGUCUUCAAGAUCCUGAAGAGAAUCAGCGCUCUGAUCCACGCGGACCGCUGCAGCCUCUUCAUGUACCGGCAGCGGAACGGCAUUGGAGAGCUGGCCACCAGGCUCUUCAACGUCAACAUGGAUUCUGUGCUGGACGACUGUGUGGUGCAGCCAGACUCUGAGAUCGUCUACCCGCUGGACCUGGGAAUCGUGGGCAAUGUGGCGCUGACCAAGAAGAAUGUCAAUGUGAAAAAUGUCAAAGAGAGCCAGUACUUCAGCUCAUUUGUCGAUGAACUCACAGACUACGAGACCAGGAAUGUUCUUGCGGCGCCCAUCCUCAACGGCAAAGACAUGGUGGCGGUGAUCAUGGCCCUGAACAAAACCACGGGACCACAUUUCACUGCCGAGGAUGAGGAUCUCUUUCUGAAGUACCUGAAAAUUGCUUCUCUGAACUUAAAGAUCUUCCACCUGAGUUACCUUCACAACUGCGAGACACGUAAAGGCCAGCUUCUGCUGUGGUCUGCCAACAAAGUGUUUGAGGAGCUGACUGACAUCGAGCGACAGUUUCACAAAGCCUUGUACACGGUCCGAGCCUACCUCAACUGCGACCGCUACUCUGUUGGCUUGCUAGACAUGACGAAGGAAAAGGAGUUCUUUGACAUUUGGCCUGUGCUGAUGGGGGAGCAGGCACCAUACGCCGGCCCCGUGACUCCAGAUGGAAGGGAAGUGAUAUUCUACAAGGUGAUCGAUUAUAUCUUGCAUGGAAAAGAAGACAUCAAAGUCAUACCUAAUCCAACUGCAGAACACUGGGCCUUGCAAAGUGGCCUUCCCACCUACGUGGCCGAGAGUGGUUUUAUCUGUAACAUCAUGAACGCAGGAGCUGAUGAGACUUUCAAUUUUCAGACUGAGGCGCUGGACGACAGUGGCUGGACCAUAAAGAACGUUCUCUCACUUCCGAUUGUCAAUAAGAAAGAAGAGAUUGUUGGCGUGGCAACGUUUUACAACAGAAAAGAUGGAAAGCCUUUCGACGAUCACGACGAGCAGCUUAUGGAGGCUUUGACUCAGUUCCUGGGCUGGUCAGCUCUGAACACAGACACUUACGACAAGAUGAACAAACUGGAGAACCGGAAAGACAUCGCUCAGGACAUGGUGCUCUACCACGUCAAAUGUCGUGAUGAUGAGAUCCAGAAUGUUCUGAACACCAGAGAGCGCUACAACUGUGAACCUGCCGAGUGUGAAGAAGAUGAGCUCCUAGAUAUUCUGAAAAAAGAUCUUCCUCCUCUGAUCAAGAAGUUUGAAAUCUAUGAGUUUCGGUUUUCGGAUUUUAACUGCACAGAACUGGAUCUGGUGAAGUGUGGGAUCCAGAUGUACUAUGAAGUGGGGGUGGUCAAAAAGUUCCAGAUCCCUCAAGAGGUGCUGGUUCGCUUCAUGUACUCAGUCAGUAAGGGAUACAGAAAAAUCACCUACCACAACUGGCGGCACGGCUUCAACGUGGGACAGACCAUGUUUACUCUACUGACGACGGGGGCCCUGAAGCGAUACUACACUGACCUGGAGGUGAUGGCCAUGAUAACUGCAGGAUUCCUGCAUGAUAUUGACCACAGAGGGACAAACAACCUAUAUCAGGUCAAAUCUGGCAACCCUCUGGCCAAGCUGCAUGGCUCCUCCAUCCUAGAGCGACACCACCUCGAGUUUGGAAAGUUCCUUCUAUCGGACGAGUCUUUAAAUAUCUACCAAAACCUGAACAGACGACAGGUAGAUCAUGUGAUUCACCUCACAGACAUUGCUAUCAUCGCCACCGACCUGGCUCUUUACUUCAAGAAGAGAACGAUGUUCCAAAAGAUUGUGGACCUUUCCAAAACAUACGAGGAAGAGAAGAAGUGGGUGGACUUCAUGUCUCUGGAAACAACACGAAAAGAGAUUGUCAUGGCAAUGAUGAUGACUGCAUGUGACUUGUCAGCCAUCACAAAGCCCUGGGAAGUACAAAGCAAGGUUGCUUUAUCUGUGGCGGCAGAGUUUUGGGAGCAGGGUGACUUGGAGAGGACGGUGCUGGAACAACAACCCAUUCCCAUGAUGGACAGAAACAAAGCAGCCGAGCUUCCAAAACUCCAAUGCGGUUUCAUCGACUUUGUCUGUACUUUCGUCUACAAGGAGUUUUCUCGCUUUCACCCACAAAUUCAGCCAAUGCUGGACGGCAUUAUCAACAACAGGAAGGAGUGGAACGCCAAAAAAGAAGAGUACGAGGCGACACUCAAAGCUAUAGAAGAGGAGAAGGCUGCAAAGGAGGCAGCAAAGGCAGCCAAAGCUGCUCAAAACAAUUCCAGCGGUGGAGGUUCCAAGACGUGCUCUGUGUGCUAAAUAAAGCCUAAAGAAAUACUAUGGGACUGUAAAUAAACCCUCAGGACAAACCAAUCUAAAAAAUUGCCCGGACAACCUCAACCAACAAAAGCCCAGAGAUACAAGGGACCGUGUCGUGUCCGAAAAGAAAAACCUGAGUAUUUCAGUUUUGUUUAAAAAAAAAAAAAAAAAGAAAGCUGGUUUGACAUCAUUGAAGAACGACAAAAGAAGGUGAGAAAACUACGGGAUCACAAUAGAGACACAUCUGGAUCAAAGCUUACAUGAGAGCAAAUGAAUUUUAGAAUAUAUCGAUUUAUUUUUCUUUUGGAAGCAAAUCUUUUACAUUGAAUUCCCCUGUUUUAUUUUCUUUUGUAAAGCUUAUAAUUAAACUCCACCUAUAGGACAAAAGUGUAAAUAUUGAACGUAGCCAAAGAACCUCUUGUACAGUUUGUACCAGGAGUGACUGCUUAGUUAUUUUAUUUUUGUCUUUAUGAAAUGUGUGUGGAGAUCUGCUUCUCCAUAAACAUUGCAUUAAUGGGAAAAUUAUAUUAGAACUCAAAGAAAAAAAAACAACCUAUAGUCUAUAUUACAUAAGAUGACUUUUCUCUGGCAAAUGUUUACUUGUUCCACUAACUCACCAUUUUCCGUUGAGUUUGUUUACCUUGACAGUAAAGCGGUUAGCUCAUGAACAUACCUGUGACGUCUUAUUUGAUUGUUUAUACAUGUCUUAGAUUUUUAUUACCAGAAAGUCUGUAGAUGCAAACUGGUGACGCCUUUAUUCUGUGUUUAUACUGUUUGUCAGAGAAAGAGGCGGACACAAAGAAUGUCCUCUGAAAUGUCUGCAGGUAUAAGAUCCAGGAAAUCAGGCACUUCCUGAUUCAGCUUAUAACAAAGUUUAUCGAUGGUUUUUGAACUGAAGGACGGACAAGAACGUCCGUUUUCUGAGUGCAAGUUCACGAAAAAUGAAAUGAUUUUGAUCCCAGGGGUCGGCUUUAAAAAAAAAAAAAAAAAAAAAAA
Messenger RNA from Oryzias melastigma (Indian medaka), 3760 nucleotides. It is a transcript of the gene pde6b, whose product is annotated as phosphodiesterase 6B, cGMP-specific, rod, beta. The transcript has 24 exons. Gene Ontology annotation, biological process: signal transduction; retina development in camera-type eye. The record is from RefSeq and is a predicted model, not a curated record. The coding region runs from base 200 to 2764 and encodes 854 amino acids. Gene Ontology annotation, molecular function: protein binding; 3',5'-cyclic-nucleotide phosphodiesterase activity. Gene Ontology annotation, cellular component: photoreceptor outer segment membrane. Lineage: Eukaryota; Metazoa; Chordata; Actinopteri; Beloniformes; Adrianichthyidae.